Limulus polyphemus (Atlantic horseshoe crab) is the source of this 532-nucleotide messenger RNA. Its product is annotated as lysM and putative peptidoglycan-binding domain-containing protein 2-like. The transcript is spliced from 2 exons. The record is from RefSeq and is a predicted model, not a curated record. The annotation marks the transcript as partial. Lineage: Eukaryota; Metazoa; Arthropoda; Merostomata; Xiphosura; Limulidae.
UGGCAACGUGUGGAGGGGGAGGUGAAGCUGAAACUGCUUCUCUUGGAUCAUUUGUCAAGAGACAGACAAAAUAUGGAAGCACUUCGAAUCGUGUUGUUCGAAGAGAAAAAUGUAUUAAACAUGUCGUAAAGCAAACUGAUACUUUGCAAGGUCUUGCUCUUCAUUAUGGAGUUACUAUGGAACACAUUAAGCGGAUCAAUAAACUCUGGACAACAGAUAGUUUAUUUUUGAGGACCACCUUAGACAUUCCAGUUCCUGCUGAAUCAUCUCCUUCCAGUUCUGACAUUGAAACACCGGGUGCUAGCCCAUCGGGAACAUCAGAAGAAAGUUUUAACCACGUAACUCGGGCAGAAGAGUCCACGUCAGAGGGAGUACUUAUAUCACCGGUGAAAGACUGCUUCCAAAGUCUAGAACAGGUUUCAGAUCGUACAGAUUCCCCCGAAGAAGAAAGUACAGCUGACUUCCUUAUACGUAUUGACAGUUCCAUAGCUAAGUCGAAGGAUAAAGCAAGAACCUUGGAGAAAAAUAUCCU